AUGAGUGUUCCUGGGGAGCAAGUGCCCUCUGCUGAGGCUAGGAUUGCUGCCAACGACGUUGAGGAAACCGCCCUCACCAUCAAAGACAAGAAAGAAGAACCAGAGAAGGCUCCUGUCAGCAACUUUUGGCGCAUACUCUCCUUUCGCACAAGGCAAGAUGGGCUCUUCCUCCUUGUCGGUCUCUGCAGCGCCCUCGGGGCAGGAGUGACACUCCCUAUUAUGAAUAUUGUCUUCGGACAGCUUGUUGGCGAUUUCAAUGGAUACUUUGUUCCUGGCAGCACAGUCACGGAAGGUCGGUUCAAGGCUGCUGUUAACAAGAACGCCCUGUAUAUCGUUUACCUCUUCAUCGGGAAGUUCGUACUUACUUACUUCUCUAUAUUCUGCUUUCGCACUACUGGCCUUCGUGUGUCUGCGAAUUUGCGGCUUGCUUACGUUCGAGCAUUGUUUGCACAACCAGUCAAGAAAGUUGACCAGGUUUCGGCAGGAACUAUUGCGAAUACUGUCACAUCAUCGGCAAACACCAUCCAACUAAGCAUAUCGGACAAACUACACUUGCUCUUUUCCUCGAUAGCUCUGACAAUCGCCGCCUAUGUCAUUGCUUUCAAAUACUCCUGGGCUCUGACCUUGGUAACAAGCUCAGCCAUAGUAUUUGUGCUCGUGGUCUACAGCAUAACGACUCCAAUCGUCAUCAAACUGGUUCAGAAACUCGAAGAAGCCGAUGCGAAGGCUGCAUCAGUAGCUGGGGAAGUGUUUGGCUCGAUCCGCACAGCCUUUUCACUCGGUGCGGAAGAGCAAUUGACGAAAAAGUACUAUGAUAGUGUUGAACACUCUAAAAACACAGGUAUGAAAAUAUCUCGACAAUUCGGCAUUCAACUCGCCCCUAUAUUCUUUGCCAUGUAUUCUAGCUUUGCCCUUGCCUUCUGGUACGGUAUAAAACUCUACCGCGGCGGACAUAUUCACGACGUAUCCACUGUUAUCAUAGUUUUCUUCUCUGUUCUGAUCGUGGUGGCUGUUUUGGGCACAAUUGCUGCCCCGAUUAUGGCCAUAACAAAGGCAAUCAGCGUUUCUAGCACGUUCUUCUCCAUGAUUGAUUCUGAUGUGGUCUCGUAUGAUGGCUUGGACGAAGCCCAAGUAUCUGCACACGAAGAUAUCGAAUUCAAAAACGUGUUCUUCUCCUAUCCUACCCGAGCAAAUGUCCAAAUACUCAAGAAUUUCGACGCAGUUUUCUUGAAAGGAAAGACAAAUGCAUUGGUAGGACCUUCUGGCUCGGGCAAAAGUACGAUCGUGGCAUUGCUAGAGCGCUGGUACGAAGUAACUGAGGAACCCAAGAUCCAAGACGAGACUACAGCAACGGACACAGCAACGGAUACGGCGAUAGCUACAGAAUCUCGUGAGAAGGCUGAAGCAGCACAACCAGACAACAUCAUUCCCAAUCAAGGCACAAUCUCUGUUGGAGGUACGGAUAUUAGUGCCACUAAACUAAAGUGGUGGAGGUCACAGAUCGGUCUUGUACAGCAAGAACCAUUUCUCUUCAACGAUACGAUCUUCAGAAAUGUCGCUUUUGGUUUAUUAGGAACUAAAUGGGAACAUUCUGAUGGGCGUGUAAAGCGUGAGAAGGUUGAAAAGGCGUGUGAAGAAGCUUUUGCAGAUGAGUUUAUUCUCCAACUUCCCGAUGGUUACAACACCAUGGUGGGCGAGAGUGGGAUCAAACUAAGUGGAGGUCAACGUCAGCGGCUAGCGAUAGCUAGAAGCAUUAUUAGGGAGCCUUCAAUCCUGAUUCUCGACGAAGCGACCAGCUCGAUCGAUGUUCGGGGAGAAAGAAUUGUCCAAAAGGCUCUCGAACGUGUUUCACUGAACCGAACCACAAUUGUUAUCGCCCAUAGGCUCUCUACAAUCCGUAAAGCUGACAAGAUCAUCGUCAUGCGUGAUGGCAAGAAUAUGGAAGAAGGGACCCAUGAUCAACUUUUGUCGAUGCCCAAUGGCAUAUAUGCCGGUCUUGUGCAAGCACAACAGCUUGAGAAUGAGUCUGCUCCUAAGGAUAACGCGAUGGAUGGGGUUGACGACGCGGAAACCUUGGCGAGGAGAGAUACAACACAGUCCUUGAAGCAAGAAAACUUGGAAGAAGCGUUUGCGUGGAAGAACAGGAGUUUCUUCGGUUCCUUUGGGCUUUUCCUCUACGAGCAACGUUGUCAUUGGAGACUUUACGUCAUGAUCAUGGUUUCAGCAAUGGGCGCUGGGUCUGCAUUCUCUCUGCAAUCAUGGAUAUUUGCAAAGCUCAUCGAGUUCGUGUCCGCGGCUUAUCGACGAGAAUACUUUACUAACAUGCUCAACAACCCCGUAUCGUUCUUCGACAAAGAAUCCAAUGCGUCAGGAGCACUUAUGGCGCGGCUGUCUACAGACCCUAAACAACUGCAUGAGCUUUUGGGAUUGAAUGGUGUAUUCCCACUGAUCUCGAUGUUCAACAUGAUUGGUUGCAUUGCGAUUGCAUUCUCCUUCGGGUGGAAGCUCACGCUCGUGACCUUUUUCUCCGCCUUGCCGGUCAUUUUCAUCGCAGCCUUCGUUCGCCUUGGAUUCGAGAUCAAAUUCGAAGAAUGGAAUGCACAAGUGUUCGCGCAUAGCUCUCAAUUUGCCACAGAGGCUAUAGGCGCGUUUCGAACAGUGACCUCCUUGACCAUGGAAAACUCCAUCAUCAAUAAAUACUCGGACUUGUUGCAAGAUCAAAUUCGAAAGGCGACGAAAAAGGCUUCAUAUGCCUCUCUUGUUUUCGCACUGUCAGAUAGCGUGGAGCUCUGUGCUAUUGCCUUGACUUACUGGUAUGGAGGCCAGUUACUCGCCACAAGAGAGUACAACGUGGUUCAGUAUUUCGUUGUUUAUAUCGCAAUUGUACAGGGUGCACAAGGUGCUGGACAGUUCUUCAGCUUCGCACCAAAUAUUGCACAGGCGACCGCCGCUGCCAAUCGUAUCUUGAGUUUACGGACAGAGGUCCAGACCAGGAAGAAUCGAGAAGUAAGUGGCAAAGCUCUUGAGCUAUCCGAUAUCAAGACUGGCGCCAGCAUCGAAUUCAAAGACGUGGCUUUCAAAUAUCCCACACGGGAUAGUCCAAUCUAUCAUAAUCUUAACAUUUCAGUCGAUAGUGGUCAGUUUGUCGCCUUUGUGGGGCCAUCCGGUUGUGGCAAAACCACGGUCAUUUCGCUACUAGAACGAUUCUACGCUCCCACGUCCGGGACAAUCCGAUUCAAUGGCCAGGAUAUGAAUGACAUUGAAGUGGUUUCCUAUCGUCAAGCGCUCUCACUGGUGUCACAAGAACCGAGACUGUUUGAUGGCACAAUCCGGGAAAAUCUGCUUCUCGGCCUGGAUAAAGUUGACAUUACCGAGGAGCAAAUCACAGACGCCUGCAAGGAUGCUAGUAUCCACGACUUCAUCAUCUCUCUGCCCGAUGGCUACAACACGUCGCUUGGAUCUGCUACCCAGACCGCACUGAGUGGUGGCCAGAAGCAGCGAUUAUGUCUGGCACGUGCAUUGCUGCGGAAUCCACAGCUUCUCCUGCUCGACGAGGCGACAUCGAGUUUAGACUCGCAGUCUGAAAAGCUCGUGCAAGCGGCCAUCGAACGCCUGGUCGGACAACGCAGUAUGACGGUCAUCGCCGUCGCUCAUCGACUUGCGACGAUCCAAAAGGCUGAUGUGAUUUUCGUCUUUGGGGAAAGCGAGGUGGGACGAGGCUCCAGAAUAUUGGAGCAAGGCACGCAUAAUGAACUUUUGCGGAGGAGAGGCGCAUAUUGGCAAAUGUGCCAGGAACAGGCCCUCGACCGGUGA
Messenger RNA from Exophiala bonariae, 3813 nucleotides. RefSeq lists its product as uncharacterized. Bases 1 to 3813 code for a protein of 1270 amino acids. Gene Ontology annotation, cellular component: membrane. The transcript is spliced from 10 exons. NCBI's taxonomy places the organism in Eukaryota, Fungi, Ascomycota, Eurotiomycetes, Chaetothyriales, Herpotrichiellaceae. The record is from RefSeq and is a predicted model, not a curated record. Gene Ontology annotation, biological process: transmembrane transport. Gene Ontology annotation, molecular function: ATP binding; ABC-type transporter activity; ATP hydrolysis activity.